AUGGCUGCCUCAAUCUCGAACGAAGACUUCACCAAUUUACAGCUUCUUCUGAAGGCUCCGUCGAAAGACGCCGUGAGAGACGUUUGCGUUCAGAGUCACAGGGGUCCAUGUCUCCGGCUGACUGAGAGCACCGCGGCGGCCUUCAGCAUCCCUGCAGCCCAGGCUGCUCAGCUGGUCCAGUCUCUUCAUACUCUGUCCCGGCAUGUCCUCUUCCACAACCUCAGCACCCCCGAGCAGAUCCUUGCCAUCUUCCCCGAGUCCUUCCACUCCAGCCUGAAGAACCUGAUCACCAAGAUCCUGCUGGAGAACAGCCCCGCCUGGAGGACCGAGGCCCUCAGCCAUCAGAUCUCUCUGCCUCAGCUGAAGGACUUGGACUGGAGAGUGGACGUGGUGACCGGCUCGGACUCGGUCAGUCGGAUGGCGGUGCCGACCUGCCUGGUUCAGCUGAAGCUGGAGGAUCCGUCGGCUGAGGGGGAGUCCGGGUCCACGGUGACCGUGGAGCUGAGCCGGGAGUCUCUGGACACCAUGCUGGAUGGACUGGGACGCAUCAGAGACCAGCUGUCUGUGGUGGCUGGGAAAUGA
Molecule: messenger RNA, 582 nt
Organism: Menidia menidia (Atlantic silverside)
Lineage: Eukaryota; Metazoa; Chordata; Actinopteri; Atheriniformes; Atherinopsidae
Source: the annotation of a GenBank genome assembly